CUUCACGUUCUCACGUUCACCACCCCCACAAUUUUCUCCCUCCAAAAACCUUCAUCUCUUCAGUCUUCCCCCUCCUUCACUCUCUAUAUAUACACCCAUCCCUUCCAACUCCAACUCACAAUUUCCAUUUGCAUUAUUCUGCAAGCAUACACAAAUUACAAUCACGUUCCAAUUAAGUUUCUGUAAGAAAAUGCCUUCUUCCUCCACUGCUCUGGCUCUCUUUUUCCUAACAUGCACCAUCGCCGCCGUCUCCGGUAUGCAAUUCCUAGUCGGAGAAAACGUCGGUUGGCGUGUCCCGGCCAAAGACAAAACAGACCUCUACGACGUCUGGGCUUCAAGAAAGCAUUUUCGCGUCGGCGAUACACUUCGGUUUCAAUACAAGAAUGAUUCGGUGGUUUGGACAACAAAAUUUGCGUUUUGGCACUGUGAUUCAAGGCAACCGAUCUCUGUCUUCAACGAUGGGAAUACGGUUAUUAAUCUUGAUAAAGUGGGUGAGUUUUACUUCAUUAGUGGGAAAGCAAAUCGUUGUAUUAAAGGGCAGAAGAUGAUGGUGAAAGUGGAGAGUCGUAACUACCCUUAUCCACCAUCAGUAGUCACUCCACCUGAUAGCCCUAAGUCGCCGGCGACGUCUCAGCUCGCAGGCUCCGGUAAUUCAUCAGAUUCCGGUCCAGAAGCUACGCUGGUUUCUGUCUCAGUGGUGUCUUUCAUUGUUGCUGUAGCAGGAUUAUGGCUUUGCAUGGAGCACCCAUAGUUCUAAUUAUGCUAAUUUAUAUGAUUCUGUUAUUCAUUUAGGUUUUGAUUUCUUUGUUUUGAUUAGUAUGUUUGAUUUGAGUUGUUUCUCUGAUUGAGUUUGUCUAACAACUUAGUUAUUUAGUUUGUAUCUAGAAUUUGUUUUUGAUUAUUGAUUAUGAAGAUUUUUUUCGAAG
Messenger RNA from Lactuca saligna, 926 nucleotides. The record is from the annotation of a GenBank genome assembly. NCBI's taxonomy places the organism in Eukaryota, Viridiplantae, Streptophyta, Magnoliopsida, Asterales, Asteraceae.